Messenger RNA from Formica exsecta, 1177 nucleotides. Its product is annotated as endocuticle structural protein SgAbd-6-like. Bases 148 to 462 code for a protein of 104 amino acids. The record is from RefSeq and is a predicted model, not a curated record. Lineage: Eukaryota; Metazoa; Arthropoda; Insecta; Hymenoptera; Formicidae. The transcript is spliced from 4 exons. Gene Ontology annotation, cellular component: chitin-based extracellular matrix. Gene Ontology annotation, molecular function: structural constituent of chitin-based larval cuticle.
AUCGGUACAUUGCGAUUUUCCGCCUAUAUAAAGACGGAUGCGCACUAGGAUUCCCUGGUAAUCUACGUAUCGGUCGUCGUUUAAAAGGACGAAGGGCCACCGUCGUUUUAAAAUCGUUCGAAGGAACCACGAAGGAACCUGAGCGCGAUGAAGACGGUCCUCAUCAUCUUGGCGCUUAUAGCUGGCAUUCUUGCGGCGCCGCAAAAUCCAAAUGAUAUCACGAUCGUGAAACAGGAAGAGGUGAACAAUAUAGGGGUAGGUGGAUACCGCUUCAGUUAUGAGCAGAGCGAUGGCCAGAAGAGGGAAGAAACGGCUGAAUUGAAGAAUGAAGGCACCGAUAACGAGGCGCUCAGCGUUGUUGGUAGCUUCAGUUUUAUCGCGCCAGACGGACACACGUACAGGGUCGAUUACACCGCGGAUGAGACCGGAUUUCAUCCUACUAUCAAUCUCGUCGCAAAAUAAGCAGGCUCGAGAGCUGAAGUUACAUAUUUAGGAUUCUCCGGUCGUCGACACAUUCGUGUAAUUAUAUACGCACAUGGAUAUUUUAUUACAUGAAACACGCGAGUCACUGAUGUACAAACAGAUACAAAGAAAGCGUCAAGAAAAUGAUUGAUCCUUAGUGCGAUCCAUCCUUUUCGGCCGACUAGUUCUCGUGAAUUCCGCGAAAUUGAUCGCGAUAUUUUGCAUUGUAAAAUACGCAUGAUACAUUAUUUAAAAUGUGGAUAACAUACAAUUAUAUAGAGAAUUUGCUAAUACAAUGCUUUUUAUAAAUAAUUCAUCGAAUAAAGAUAAUGCAUCUGCGAAUAAAUAUAAUCAACGCAAAAUUAACUUAUGCUCUUUCUUCUCACUGCAUUCGCAUAAAAAGUACUCACAUAUAUUGCGAAUGAUACGAUAACGAGCUGUAUCUGUCUGUAUAUAUCGCGUGCUUCAAAGCUGGCAGUAUGUAUUAUUUUAUCAGUUUUUCUUUAAACUGCCAGCGAACAUUUUGAACGAGAGAUGUUCUGUCAUUUGCGAUUAUAUCCUUUUUACGAAGGCGACGGAAGUACAGCACUCAUUUGAGCCGCGUAUACCUAUCGCCGCGGUAUCUACUUCUUUUCUUACAAGCGUAAUUUUUUUUAUACACAUCUAUUGUAAACUUACAAAACGCAAUUGGUGCAAAUAAACCUUUAUACUAAAA